Molecule: messenger RNA, 1644 nt
Organism: Maudiozyma saulgeensis
Lineage: Eukaryota; Fungi; Ascomycota; Saccharomycetes; Saccharomycetales; Saccharomycetaceae
Source: the annotation of a GenBank genome assembly
AUGUCAAACAACAUAGAGACAGAAAAUGCAGAGUCUGUGGAUAAAAUGCUUGCUCAAAAUCAACCACAGAUAUUAAGUGAUCUUGUUAAUGGUUGUAAUACGUUAGGCCAGAGUUCAGAUGGCCAAACUGAAUUAGAUUAUCCGCGAAGAGACUCCCAGGCAGAUUCGAACCACAUUUAUGAUGGUUUUAAGGGGUCAAAUAUGUCGGACCUUGAGGGAUCACUAGGAAAUGAUACUAGAGCUGAUAAAGCUGAAUUAUCGGAAGAAAUAUCUGUUGAUGAUGUAAAUAAUUUAGAGACUCUAACCAAAAUAAGAACGAAUCCAUUCUCUAGAAAAUUGAAGGAUCAAAGAAAGAAAAUUGGAAUAAAAUUCGUUGUAACAAUUCUAAUAUUUGCUGUUUUUAUAUUCACAAUUUUCACAUUAUAUCAGGGAUCUACUGUCGAUACAGAGAAGUACUAUCAUAGAUUAAAUUUUUUAGCUGUACUUCAGGAUGACACAUUGACUUCAGAAAUGAUGGAACUUCCAAUAAUACCAUUGACUGAAAUUGUAAAUGCAACUAUCCAAACGACUCCAGGGAAAUGGAGUGUUUAUAAUAGUACAACUUUUUCAGAAAAAUAUAAUAUUUCAAUGGAUACUGAAACGAUAAAUAGUAAAAUAAUUGAACGAGUAUACCAUGAAUACUUUUGGAUAUCUUUAAAUGUUAAGCCUAAUGCAACAUUACAACUUUUUAACUCUAUCGUGAACUCCACUGCAGUGCCAUUUAAUGCGACAGAUAUAUUUGAAGUGACUUUUGUCAGUGGAAGAGACCCUACAAAUAUACCUCCAAACAUCUUACCAUUAGUUCAAGGUCUUGAAGCCAGAUUUAAAGCCUAUUACUAUAGUACCUAUUUACCAAGUUUUUUAGCUAAUAUAAGAGAUAGCAGCAAUUACACUAUUUCUACUAACCUGGAAAAUUUGGCUUCAGCGGGUAAUAUUGGGUUCUAUUAUAACGAUUAUAGACCAUUUUAUCGUCGUGGACUCAUUACACCAACGCAAGUUGGUGUUAUUGAUGGUUUGUUACUAACAGUCUUCCAAUUCUUAAUUUAUUCACCUUUGCAUAUGGAAAUGUCCAAGUUACUUUGUCCUAGGAACUAUAUAGUAUACAGAUUAUCGAUAUCCAUCAUCACUUUCUUUUUCAUUUCGUUGUUUUAUUGUUCAAUUCCUGGGUUUUUUGGAUUUGAUUAUGGAAGGGCAUUUGGUCGCAGUGGAUUCAUAAUUUAUUGGAUGUCAACUUGGUUAUAUAUGGUGGCUUGUGGUAGUACCAACGAAAAUGUCAUUAGUCUAAUAUUUUUGUGGAAACCAGAAUUUAUGGGAUUUUGGAUCACAAUUUUUGUAAUGUUGAACGUUGCACCUUCAUUUUUCCCAAUGGCUCUGGAUAACGUAUUCUAUAGGUAUGGGUAUGCUAUGCCGAUUCAUAAUGCGAUUGAUAUAUUUCGAGUUAUUUUCUUGGAUACUUCGAGAAGACAUAUGGGUAGAAAUUAUGGUGUCUUGGUGGCAUGGAUAGUUGUUAAUUCUGUUCUCUGCCCUAUUAUUCUCAAAUACGUAGAUAAAGUAAACAGAAGAAGACAACUUCAGGUUAUAAAAGAGGGCUCUAAAUUGGAAUGA